AUGGAUCCCGCAGUACUCGAUAUCCUCACCCGGUUCAAGGAUUUAAAGUCUACCUCUGCUCGCCGAGCUUUGUACCAUCUUCUCCUGGAGCAGAUGCACCCUUAUGAAUGGCGUGAGGUGCGUGAUCGCAUGAACCAAGUUUCCUUUCAAAAGGACAUCCUGGGCACUUUACCUACCGAGGUCGCUGUACAAAUUUCCAGGCAUUUAGAUUUAUCAGAAAUCCACAUUUUCCGAAGAGUCUCCAGACGAUGGAAUUGUCUUCUAUCCUCUAGGCUAUUCCGCGAUGCUGUGUGCCAUCAGUAUGUCGGACACAACAGCAGAUCCAUUGCGCUGGAAUCUCCAGAUGCAUUUACACAAUAUGCCAAGCAGCGUGUUCGUCUGGAACGUGGACAACCGAUCUCUAAAGUCCUUAACCGACCGUAUUCUCCAAUACCAAAUGCGACAGGCUUAGUUGGUCUUGACUUUUCGCAUGGGAACUAUGGAUGGAUUGAAGAUGCGAUAGUCUAUGUCCAUAACCUCCACUCGAAUACGACGCAGAGUUUCUGCACCGAAAACCGAGAUACAUUCACUGCACUACGAAUUUCUGAAUCUAUUGUAGCAGCAAUAACACUGCACGGGUAA
Molecule: messenger RNA, 621 nt
Organism: Aspergillus oryzae RIB40
Lineage: Eukaryota; Fungi; Ascomycota; Eurotiomycetes; Eurotiales; Aspergillaceae
Product: F-box domain protein
Exons: 3
Coding region: 1-621 (206 amino acids)
Molecular function (GO): protein binding
Source: RefSeq, a predicted model, not a curated record